Molecule: messenger RNA, 1569 nt
Organism: Cherax quadricarinatus
Lineage: Eukaryota; Metazoa; Arthropoda; Malacostraca; Decapoda; Parastacidae
Source: RefSeq, a predicted model, not a curated record
CAAAAAGGAGGGCAUCAGUUGCCUCAGGACUUUCUCAAGCUUGGGAGCUCAUCAACCCAAGGUCACUGUUUUCUUUCAGUCCUGUUAAAGGACUUGAAAAAGAGGAAAGAGCAAAGUUGAUUCAGCUGGGACGAGUGUAUUUUAUAUACCUGUUUCUCUACUCUGGCUUGGAGUUUACCCUCACAUUUGUGACCCAUCAUAAACACAGCUAUGACUCCAUGGCACAAGGCCGCAUGUUCUCCUUUUUAGGACUUGUAAUGGCCCUAAUGCAGGGAGGUUAUGUGCGACGUGUCAAAAAUGGCAGUGAAAAAGCCAUGGCAAACAAGGGCCUGAUGAUGAUGAUUCCCGCCUUCAUUUUAAUUGGUGCCAGUGAGACAAACUGGGGCCUUUAUACAGGAUUGACUUUCUAUGCUCUAGGUUCCUCUAUGAUGGUACCAUGUCUCACCACAUUAGCAUCAUGUCAUGGCUCAGAAUCCCAUAAAGGAACUCUGUUGGGCAUUUGGAGAUCUUUAGGAGCUUUGGCAAGAGCAAUUGGACCAAUUGUCACAUCUAUAGGUUUCUGGUCAAUGGGUGCUGAGAUGUGCAUAUAAUAGGAGGGCUAUCAAUGCUUGCUCCUCUGAUCAUGUUGCAGUCUUGCUGAGUCCUGAGAUAAGGUAUUCAAAAAUUAUCUUCUGAUUUAUCUCUUAUUUUGUUCCCCAAAAUUGCAAGAUAACUUGAAAACUUCAUUUUUACAGAACAAAAUAGCUACAAUAAUUUAUAUCAGCUCACACUGUUGAAUUCACAUGUGUAUUAUAUUUUGGAAUUUUAAAGCUAAAGUAAUAAUUUAAAGCAUGAAUGAUCUUCCUGAUUGUUAUAAAGAAGUGAAUCUCCUGCCAGUAACAACAAACAUAAUUGUUCCUUAUUGUUUUUGCCUUUGAAUUGUAAAAGUAUUUUUAUAAAAAAUAUUUAAGUAGGAUUGUGUAAAUAAUAUACUAAUGUAAUCAAAUAUUACUCAUUGCGAUUCUCAUUGUGUUUGUAAAUUGUGAAAGUUUUUGUGAAAUUAAAUAUGGUUUAAAUACUAAUUUAAUGUAAACAAAUAUUACUCUUAUUUAUUAGCCAUUAUUUAGUUCAUGUACUCUUAUAAUAGUUACUGUAUUUAAGUGCCUAAGAAAUUAUCUCCAGAUCCUAUUUAUUUAAUGCCUAAAUAAAUGUUAGAUUUUUAUAUACUGUAAUGGUCAGUAAUCUAUACACAUUGAUAAAUUUUUAUUUCACUGAAGAUUGAAAUCUUGGGUGUUAGCAGUGAGUAAAACAGCAAACUAAAAAGAAAGCUAAAAGAAAUAAUUUUCUUAAAUGUGGCUGCUUUAUUUUUUUAUCUGUAAAUUUAGAGUAAUAGUUUUUAUAGAAUCUCCCAUGAUUUAUCAGUGUUACUGUGCCUAUUGUGAGGCAAGUGAUGAGUGAACAAUACAAAAAUGAUCAUAUCUACUUAAUCAUGAUAACUCAUUAAAGGUUGUAGUAAUCUUAGAUUGUAUUUGUUUUUAUAUUUUUUAUACUAUGGUAAUGAAGGGUUUGUAAAAUAAAAUUUGUCAUGUA